Striga asiatica is the source of this 3507-nucleotide messenger RNA. The record is from the annotation of a GenBank genome assembly. NCBI's taxonomy places the organism in Eukaryota, Viridiplantae, Streptophyta, Magnoliopsida, Lamiales, Orobanchaceae.
AAAAAAAAAAAACANAAGAGAGAAAAAGAGGAAAACCCUUCAAGAAAAAUUGCAUCUUUAUCAUCACUAUCAUCCUUCACUAUUCUACCGCCAUCCCUAGUCCUUGUCCACGGAUAUGGAUUUUUAGAUGUAGCCCUGUUGUUAAUUUCUAUGGUUAAGCCUACACUGAGAGAAUCUAGCUAGGUUUGCUUACAGGAUCCCACAAAUCUGAGAUAGAGAAGGGAAAACCCUUUCUUCACUGAUCUCUGUACUUUUGUAGAAGAAAAGAUUUGAGCUUUAUUUUAUCUGUUCCGUAAUUUUUAGUCUGAAUCCUUUUUUGUGGAUAAUCUAUUGCUCUGAGUGUCGUUAUCUGCCGUGAAGGUGUUAUAGUGCCUUUUUUCUUGUAUUUGAUCCAAUGGCUGCUGGUGCAGAGGUUUCUGAUGAGGCAGCAGUUGUUGCUACGACCAUUAUUAGUGAAGGGAAAAUUGAUAAUUCAGAUUCUGUUGAGUCUAGGGAAAAUGACGUGGCCGAUGAUGGUCAUAAGGGCUCUGAUCCGAACCCGAAAUCGGGAAUGCAAAUGAAGGAAAUUGUUGAUAUGCUGAAGAAGCUAAAGUUGAACCCCAUGGCCAAGGAGUUUUUCCCUUCCUCCUAUCAUCAGGGCCAAAUGGGGGCUAACAAUCUUGUGCCUAAUGAUAAGAAUUUUGGAAUUGAUGGGGUUCCGAACAAUCGAAGGAGAAGGAGUAACUACAACAAUGGUAAGAAAAGAAUGAGUGGCAGAGCUUCUAGAGCUCAGAGAGAAGAUAGUGUUAGACGAACUGUUUACGUAUCUGACAUUGAUCACAAUGUUGUUGACUGUCGAGUUUGCGGGGAUCCACACUCCCAUCUUCGAUUUGCUUUUGUGGAAUUUGCUGAUGACUAUUCUGCUAGAGCUGCUCUUAGUCUUAACGGGACACUUUUGGGUUUCUCCCCCGUGAAAGUUUUACCUUCCAAAACUGCCAUUUUACCUGUGAACCCAACUUUCCUUCCUAGAUCAGAGGAUGAGCGUGAGAUGUGCGCAAGGACAGUCUACUGCACAAACAUUGAUAAGAAGGUUACUCAAGCUGAUGUCAAGAAUUUCUUCGAAACAAGAUGUGGCGAGGUCUCACGCUUGCGGCUCCUUGGGGAUCACGUGCACUCGACAAGGAUUGCUUUCGUAGAAUUUUACAUGGCUGAGAGUGCAAUAGUGGCACUCGAUUGUUGUGGUGAGGUUCUUGGAUCCCAACGCAUCAGGGUAAGUCCUUCAAAAACACCCGUGAGGCCUCGUAGUCCGCGCCCCGGAAUGCAGUUCUUGUUCUGUAAUGGACUGAUGUUAGUUGGGGGAAAAAGUGGACAUGGUGAAAUGCCUGUGAGCUGUACAUAAUAAACGUAGCUUUUCAUGAUUUAUUCUGAGUUACUCGCAUUUAGUCAUCUGAGACAAGUGAAUGUGCAGCCGAACGAACGAUAGUCUUUGUGUCACGUCAUUAGCAGCGGUGUUUCUUCAGUAAAAUGUCGUCCCGGCAUAUCCGGUCUGGCUCCGCCGGAAUUAGCGUGAGAAAACCACAGAAUGCAAAAGAGGCUGCUCAGAGGCUGGCUCAGGUUAUGGCCCACCAGCCGGCAGACGAGGAAGAAGAAGAAGAUGAUCUCUUGUACGAUUUCGAUUCAUCUGUUCCUUCUGCUGGCAUUGGUCUUGCUGGAGGAAGAAGGCACUCUAGGACUCGUUCGCCGCUGUCAGUUCGUAAACCAGUCGAUCAACUUCCUUCCUCUUCACGGCUAGUGCCGCCGGCCGCCAGACCAUCUGUAUCUUCGAGCUCGGUUGACCAGCAGCCCGUGUCGGCCCGUUCAGCAUCUUAUCUUCGGCCCGUUGAGCCCCAACCCAAUUCUUCUCUUUAUCCUUCUGUGCCCACCGCCCGUCCGCCUCAACCUCAACCGGUCGACACGACACCAGAAGAGGCACAGCCGCCAUCUGCUCGGUCAAGCCGGUCACCUUCUUAUGGUGGCUCUAUGGAUCAACCUUUGUCUGCUCGUUCGGUUGGCCGGCCCAAUUUGAGGGUUAAGACGGUGCCACCUGGCGUGCCUUUGUCGGUUAAGCCGGUGCAGGGGAGUUCAGCUGAUUCUCAACCUGAUAAAAGCAGGGAUAAAAGGUUAUCGCUCGAUUUUGGAACAUUCAAGUAUAAAGAGCCCACUGGCCAGCAGUCUUCUUCUGCUCUUCAAGAUGAGCUUGACAUGCUUCAAGAAGAAAAUGACAGCUUAUUGGAAAAGCUGAGGAUAGCAGAAGAAAGGUACGAGGAAGCCGAAUCAAGAGCUCGGCAGCUUGAGAAACAGGUUGCAUCUCUAGGAGAAGGUGUAUCAUUAGAAGCUCGGCUUUUGAGCAGGAAGGAAGCAGAACUUCAAAAACGAGAGGCCGCUCUAAAAGCCGCCACAGAAACCUACGGUGGGAGUAGUGAUGAGAUCGCUGCCCUCCGAGCAGAAGUCGAGACUGCAAGGGACGAAGCCAUAUCAGCUAUGGAGCUUCUCCACGACGUUGAAAGUGAAGUCAAAUCACUUAGAACAACGACACAGAGAAUGAUAUUGACUCAAGAAGAGAUGGAAGAAGUUGUUCUCAAGAGGUGUUGGCUUGCCAGGUGCUGGAAUAUAUGUGUCAGCUAUGGUAUUCAUGCUGAUAUAGCUAGCGCAAGGCAUGAAUACUGGUCAUCUUUUGCUUUACGUCCUGUUGAAGUCAUAUUGGCUGCAGGAAGGAAAGCAAAGAAUGAAAAUUCAUCGAAUAAUAGUGAUUUGGAAGAAAGGGAGAAUAUUCUGGAAGCCAAGGAUGAAAUUUCAAACAAGCCUAACGUUGAGAGCAUGCUUUCGGUUGAAAGAAGUCUUAGGGAAUUGACCUUACUUAAGGUUGAGGAGGCAAUAGCUAUAACAUUGGCCCAAAAGCGUCGCCCGAAUAUCGUAAAACCUGAUGAACUAAAACUGCCAGCAGAGGGCCAAAAUUUUGCGGAAGCGUUUGAACUAACUCCAGAGGAGUCUGAAGAUGUGCUUCUAAAGCAGGCUUGGCUGAUGUUUAUAUGGAGAAGAGCAAAAAAUCAAGGCCUUGAACCGGACAUUGCAGAGGACAGACUACAAAAUUGGAUCAACCAAGGAAAUAAACAACCUAAUUCGCACGAUGCAGUAGACGUCGAGCGUGGUUUGAUGGAGCUCCGGAAGUUGGGUGUCGAGACAAAAUUAUGGGAGGAGUCUCGUAGAUCGAUCGACCCAGAUUCAACCCAGAAAACACUAUUGGAAACCGAAUAUCAAAUUUUGGCCUAAGAAAUUUUGAUUUAUUCAUUUUGCAGUCCCAUUGUUCUUGCCAUUCAGGACAUCCUUGUACCACUUUGUUGCAGUCUAUUCUUUAAUUCAUUUUCAAUUGUAUGAGUAGAGUUUUGGAUUUUUUUUUUCUUUGUUUUCUUUUUACUAUAUUUUUGUGAAAUAACUUGAUAUUUAUAGAUCAAUAAACUUUACAGGCAAAUUCGAAAGUGCCCACACCGA